This is a messenger RNA of Petromyzon marinus (sea lamprey), 1569 nucleotides long. RefSeq names its product E3 ubiquitin/ISG15 ligase TRIM25-like. NCBI's taxonomy places the organism in Eukaryota, Metazoa, Chordata, Hyperoartia, Petromyzontiformes, Petromyzontidae. Gene Ontology annotation, molecular function: protein binding; zinc ion binding. The record is from RefSeq and is a predicted model, not a curated record.
UGAGAUGAGGUGAGUGAGGAUGAUGAUUUUAGACAAGGUGAUCCGAAGUUUUAUUUUUUAAGCUACCCAUGCAGUGGAGGCGUCUGUACUCGCUCACACGUCAACACAUUCCAGGGCACGCCUUGUGAUAUGCAAAUCAAACUGAAAGUUUUCCUACUUCCUUGUCACCUAUUUACGUGGCUUGUUCCUCGUUUAGCGUCUCAGACGCAGCCAGCGAUUGCCUGAGAAACUAACAGAGACUGCCUGAGCUACAGAGACUGCCUGAGCUACAUCCAGAGACUGCCUGAGCUACAGCCAGCGACUGCCUGAGCUACAUUCAGUGGCUGCCUGAGCUACAUCCAGCGCCCGUCUCUGAGUGGAGCCACGGGGUCAUGGCGAGAACAGCUCCCCGUGGUCACGAGGCUCCAGAGGAGUUGACCUGCACCAUCUGCCUGGACACCUUCUGCUGCCCCUGCACGCUCAGCUGCGGCCACUCGUUCUGCUUCAAGUGCGUGGAGGGCGCCUGGGAUAUGGCCAAGUCCUUCUCCUGCCCACAGUGCCGAGUGACUUUCCCUCAUAGGCCUCAGCUGAACAAGAACUUCACGCUCGCCAGCCUGGUGGAGCAGCGCAGUGCCACAGAGAAAAUGGUCACCGUGGUCUUGUGUGAUUUCUGCAACAAUGGCACGACAGCUGCCUCGAAGACCUGCCUCAGGUGUGAUAUGUCAUACUGUGUGACUCAUGUAAAGCCUCAUCAGGAGAACCCGAAGUUCAAGGACCACAUUCUCGUGGCUCCAACCACGAAUUCUGAGGACCGCAAAUGCAAGAAACACAGAGAGGAGAUUAAGUUUUACUGCCGACAGGACAAAGGCUUGGUCUGCACAACCUGCAUCAUCGCAGGAGAACACAAGGGUCACGAUGUGGCUACGCUGGAGGAUGAGCACAAGACACGGGAGAAACAAGUGGGAGAGGAGACGCGGGCGGUGGAGGAGAAAAGGAGGGAGGCGGAGGAGUCUGUGAGGCGGAUGGAGGCAGCUAGCAGGGAUGUGCAGGGAUCCAUGACAGAUGAAAAGGCCUCAAUCUCGGUCAGAUUCGCCUGCGCGAGAGCAGCGUUGGAUGCAGAGGAGAAGGCGGCUUUAGAGCAAGCGGAGCAGAAAGGGCGCGAGCUGCUGUCCCAGAUCGAGAAGAAAAUCGCUCACGACCAGCGCGAGAUCACCGAGCUCCAGGCAGCAGUCACUCGCCUGCAGGCCCUAGCGCAGGAGAGGGACUCGCUCGCGUUCCUGCAGGGGCACCUGGAGGAGACGUGCAGGACAGGGAGUGUUACAGCAGCUCCACCCUCAACUCCCAGCCAAGAGGACAUUGCCUCGCUUAAAGGCACUGAGGGAACUGUGGCCAAACGCCUGUGUGAGUUGUUCAUUGUGAAACAUGGGUGAUGGGGCCAUCUUCACAAUAAAUUAUCCCCGUGUGUGUGCACGAGGACGAUACAGCCUCAAAUAAUUACCUGGUGUUGUGAGUAAACAUCACCACUAGGCAGACAAAGGUGGCCAGGCGUAAUGCUGGCAACCCAACCCCUCAUGUGCCGUGCCAGCUUUU